UCUUUGAUUAGGUACACGUAACGUGUAACACGUUUUGCCGACCUGUAAUAAUUAGUUCGAGCUGAAGACAACACCUCACGCAAUGAUGCUUGAUUUAUAAAGGAUUAGGACUUACUGAGCUGAAAUGGAUAGAGCAUUCUUUCUGCUCUAUUUCAUGCAGAUUUUCUGGAUUUUGUUAUUAGUAACAAAACUGGAGGCAAGAAUUCAUCUAAACAACACUAAAUUGACAUCAUCAUGUGAUAAAGACUUCAUUAGUAGAAUAGACAGGAUGCACCUCACUGUGUGGUUAGAUGUGGACCAGGACAAAACAUUGAAAGACCAAAUUGAUCUGAAAAUAACGACAAAGGCUCAUGAAAACUUACAACAUAUUUGUACUGUCACUACAACUGAUUGUAAAACACCCAGGUGUUCCUGUGUAUAUUCAGCAGAAGAACAAAGAGUAUUUGUCACUGUUAAUAUCUUAUUGCAAAGUGAAUACAGUAAAGGUUUUAUAAUAGCCAAAGUUUGUUCAUCAGCAACAGAUUGUCAAAAUGAAACAAUUACUCAACUUCCUAUUGUGUAUGAUCCAAAUUCAGUAUUACUGCAAAUAAAUUCAAGAAAUGUUUCUGACAAUGAAACAUAUAUACAGCUCUCAGCUGAUGAAGAACUGUUAAGAUUCUGCUGCCUGAACUCACCCAGCCCAUGUAACACAAAGAUAAUUCAAGAUAACAAAACAAUUGCACGGGGUACUCCAUGCUCAACUAAAGAGAUAACAACAGCAGCUAUUAACACAACAUAUGAGUUUCAAUAUGGAUUGUGUAAUGAUGAUUUCAAAAACCGGAUGCUACAGGUUUUGAAAAGUGCUAAAAUAGAUGAUGAGUCCUCCAUUCAGUUUGUAUAUUUGGUUCUAGUUUGCUCUCUUUUGCCUGCCAUUUUGCUAAUUUUUGUAUCUAAACUUCAUUAG
This is a messenger RNA of Physella acuta, 943 nucleotides long. RefSeq lists its product as uncharacterized. The record is from RefSeq and is a predicted model, not a curated record. NCBI's taxonomy places the organism in Eukaryota, Metazoa, Mollusca, Gastropoda, Physidae.